AUUCUAGAUAGUCAAUGUUGAUGAAGGCGACGAUUCCAACAUUUUGCAUCUUUGGAAUUUCAAUAUUGGACUAAAUAGCCCACAGUAAACCCAUUAGAAGCCCAAUAAUAACUCCGGCGUAUGUUAGCUUCUUUCAGCUCAUCAACAAUCUUCCUUCCUUCUUCUACUCUCUACUUUUUUUCCACACUUUCUGUUUCGAUUGUGACGAAAACGAUAACGAAGAUGGUGAGAUCAAGCUCUAUUAUAUUCGCGACGAUCCUCCUAUUCGCUUCCCUAGCUUUAAUCCAGGCAAAAGAAGAUCUGAAGGAAAUCACUCACAAGGUUUACUUCGAUGUAGAGAUUGAUGGGCAAGAAGCUGGUCGAGUUGUUAUAGGCCUAUUCGGCAAGACAGUUCCGAAAACUGCAGAAAACUUCAGAGCUCUGUGCACAGGGGAGAAAGGUGUUGGGAAGAGCGGGAAGCCUCUACACUACAAGGGAAGCAAAUUCCAUAGAAUCAUUCCCAACUUUAUGAUCCAAGGAGGUGACUUCACUCACGGAAACGGUAUGGGAGGAGAAUCAAUCUAUGGUCAGAAGUUUAAAGAUGAGAACUUCAAGCUGAAGCACACCGGACCAGGUUUUCUCUCGAUGGCAAACUCUGGAGAAGACACAAAUGGUUCGCAGUUUUUUAUCACGACCGUGACAACAAGUUGGUUAGAUGGAAGACAUGUUGUGUUUGGGAAAGUGGUGCAAGGCAUGGAUGUUGUCUACAAGGUUGAAGCUGAAGGAAAGCAAAGUGGAACUCCUAAGAGCAAAGUCGUUAUUGUAGACAGUGGAGAGCUUCCUCUCUAAAACCCUAUAAGCACUUCUUCCUCUUAUUCUUCAUGAAGAUAAUUAGUUUUUUUUUUUUUCAAAAGUUGUUCUUAUACUAUAAACAUGCCCCAAAUGCUAUCAAGGAACAGAAUGGCUUCAGUUUCAGAGCUUGUUUUUUUCCUCUGACCAAAAUAAUCAUUCUCUACAGAACCCAUGAUGAUCUUUCCAAGACUUAUAGACCACUAACAUUUGCAGAAUCAAUAAUCAGAAAUUAUGUAUGCUGAUUA
Molecule: messenger RNA, 1076 nt
Organism: Thlaspi arvense
Lineage: Eukaryota; Viridiplantae; Streptophyta; Magnoliopsida; Brassicales; Brassicaceae
Source: the annotation of a GenBank genome assembly